This is a messenger RNA of Mus musculus (house mouse), 1407 nucleotides long. It is a transcript of the gene Pnp2, whose product is annotated as purine-nucleoside phosphorylase 2. The record is from RefSeq and is a predicted model, not a curated record. The transcript has 7 exons. The coding region runs from base 184 to 1197 and encodes 337 amino acids. Gene Ontology annotation, molecular function: pentosyltransferase activity; purine-nucleoside phosphorylase activity; catalytic activity. Lineage: Eukaryota; Metazoa; Chordata; Mammalia; Rodentia; Muridae. Gene Ontology annotation, biological process: nucleoside metabolic process.
ACUGGGAACUUAUCAGCCUGGGCCCAGAGAAGGAGCGAGUCUGUUGGGGAUGCAGAGAGGCCUGGCACAGAGCCCAGUGGCAGACAUAGGGCUCCAGAAUGGUGGGGCGGCUGGCGCGACAGGCAGACGCGGGAACCAGCGGUAGGGGCGCCCCGGAGCAGGAAGAAACAGGAGAGAAGAGAUAUGAGCUUUCUAGUGCUGGAGGUGCAACUUAGCGGCAGAGCACUUGAGGUGGGGCCAUCAGUGAAAACAGGCUUUCAUUCAUUUUUGUCAUGCUCUGGAAUGAAGGGUGUUUCUUGUCAGGCCUUUAGUGGGCCUGAUUCAGCAGUAGGCAGGUUCACAUACGAAGAUUAUGAGACCACUGCCAAGUGGCUUCUGCAACACACUGAAUAUCGACCUCAAGUGGCAGUGAUCUGUGGUUCCGGCUUAGGAGGGCUGACUGCUCACUUAAAGGCGGCUCAGAUCUUUGACUACAAUGAGAUACCCAACUUUCCCCAAAGCACAGUGCAAGGUCACGCAGGCCGACUGGUGUUUGGAUUGCUGAAUGGCAGAUCCUGUGUGAUGAUGCAAGGCCGGUUCCAUAUGUAUGAAGGAUACUCACUGUCAGAGGUGACAUUCCCAGUGAGAGUUUUCCAUCUUCUGGGUGUGGAAACUUUGGUGGUCACCAAUGCUGCUGGAGGACUCAACCCCAAUUUUGAAGUUGGAGAUAUUAUGCUGAUCCGUGAUCACAUCAACCUACCUGGUUUCUGUGGCCAGAACCCUCUCCGGGGCCCCAACGAUGAAAGGUUUGGAGUUCGUUUUCCUGCCAUGUCUGAUGCUUAUGACCGGGAUAUGAGGCAGAAGGCUUUCAGUGCCUGGAAACAAAUGGGGGAGCAACGAAAGCUACAAGAAGGCACCUAUGUGAUGUUGGCAGGUCCCAACUUUGAGACUGUGGCAGAGAGUCGUCUGCUAAAGAUGCUGGGGGCAGAUGCUGUUGGCAUGAGCACAGUCCCAGAAGUUAUCGUCGCAAGGCACUGUGGGCUUCGUGUCUUUGGUUUCUCACUCAUUACGAACAUGGUUGUCAUGGAUUAUGAGAACUUGGAGAAGGCCAAUCACAAGGAAGUUCUGGAUGCCGGGAAAGCAGCUGCACAGAAAUUGGAAAGGUUUGUCUCCAUUCUUAUGGAGAGCAUUCCACUCCCGGAGUGUAACCUCCUUUAGCCUAGGCAGGCUGGUUCAGACUGUAUGCCACUGAGGUGGGGCCACCUGAUGUGCUGCUUCUCUAAUUCAACUAGUUUCUUUUGAUUUGACACUGCCUUCACCUGCCCUGAGGCUGAAGUGCUUCUCCAAGAUUUUCUGGAGUUAACAACAACCUGUGAAUCUGUCGAAUUGCUGCUAAAAGGCUGUGCUGAUGACAUCAAGAAACUUGGU